Grosmannia clavigera kw1407 is the source of this 2115-nucleotide messenger RNA. RefSeq names its product heterokaryon incompatibility protein. Gene Ontology annotation, molecular function: zinc ion binding. The transcript is spliced from 2 exons. Lineage: Eukaryota; Fungi; Ascomycota; Sordariomycetes; Ophiostomatales; Ophiostomataceae. The record is from RefSeq and is a predicted model, not a curated record. Bases 1 to 2115 code for a protein of 704 amino acids.
AUGUCUCAACUGGGCGACCCGACGGACUUUGACUACGAGGCCAUUAAUUAUAUGUUUCGGCGAGGGCCGCCACGGUCAUUCCUCGAUCGAUUCAGUCCUCCGGCCAACACACGAUGGAUUUGUGACGGAUGUAAGAAGGAGGCAUUACAGUCGGAUACGCGAUUCCGCUGCCUCAGCUGCGAUGAUUUUGACUUUUGCCAGUCUUGCCACGAGACGGCUUUUGAGACGCACCCGCCACACGAGUUUGCGGUCACUGACGGGUCGAUGACGGCGAGGGAGAUGGACAAGUACCUCUUGCCGUACCCAGACGCCGACAGCAGCAGCAGAGCGGCCCCGGACGAGACUAAGCAGCCAACCCUGUACCCGUACCGGCCGCUGGACACGAGUCAGCACGAGAUCCGGCUGCUGGCGCUCCUGCCGGGUGCUGCGGAGGACGAGAUCGCGUGCCGGAUGGCCCACGCGCCGCUCUUUGCGAAGCUGUCGUACGAGGCGCUCUCGUACACGUGGGGCGACCAGACGGCGCCGGUGCUGAUCCGGAUCGACGGCGUAUCCUUGGCGGUCGGGCAGAGUCUGGCCGGGGCGCUACGGGCGCUGCGACAGACGGAUGCGACUCGCUACCUCUGGGUGGACGCGGUGUGCAUCAACCAGCGCGACGAUGUCGAGAAGAGCCGGGAGGUGCAGCGGAUGCGGCACGUCUAUGUGCAGGCCACGGGCGUGGUGAUCUGGCUGGGGGAGGCCUCUCAGGAUGACGCCUUCAGCAGCGACGACGCCAUGGCGCUGGCCAACAACCAGACGCUAGGCACCUUUAUCUGUGGCACGGACACACACUGGGCAGCGCUCGACCGGCUGGUACGACGGCCGUGGUGGAGCCGGGUGUGGUGCCUGCAGGAGGCGGCCGCAGCAGCUCGGCCUCCGCUGGUGCUGUGCGGCCGGCAGACGGCGUCAUGGAUCGGCCUGCACGAUGCCUGCCGCAAGCUGCCGGACUACUGGAAACGCACCAGGACGACGGCCGGCGAGGAAUAUGCGCUCGCGAGUGCCGAUCUGACCUUUCAACGCCACUCCUCCAUCCGCAACCAGUACAUCAAUGGCGAGCACUUCCGGCUGCUCUACCUGCUCUACAUGACGCUCGCCUGGGAGGCCACAGAUCCGCGCGACAAGGUCUUUGCCGUCGUCGGCCUCUGUCGAUCGGAAGACCGCGAUGCCCUGCCGCCCGACUACAGCCUCAACGUCCGCGAGGUCUACCUGCGCACUGCCCGUCACCUCAUGACCACCAGCCUCAACCUGCUCAGCCUCAACACCGGCUCACCCCGGCUCUACCCCUCUGCUGGUGCUGGCUGCCAGCGCCUGCCGUCCUGGGUCCCUGACUGGUCCCUGGGCGCGUCCCGGCCGCCGCCACUGUGGCGUGAGGGCUGCUACGCUGCCUCCAACGUCGCACCACACACACGUUACUGGCCUGCCCUCAUGCCCGGCGACGACCCCGACGUCGUCCGUCUCGUCGGCUCCCUCAUCGGUCGCGUCCAGCACGUCGGCGACGUCAUCGUGGCCGAUGCCACCAGCUGGGCUGCACCGGCCUGGACCGGCUUCUACGAGACCAUCCGCAGCGUUGAGACCUUCUUUCGCCAAUGCGUGACCGCAGAUGGUCCCGACAUCGACCUGGACCGGCUGCUAUACCGGACGCGCUUCGACUGGAUCUGGAGGACGCUGAUCGCCGACAGGGAAUAUCCGCAACUCUCGUGGUCUUGGCCCGCCUCGGCCGAUUUCGCUGCGGCCUACCACUACCACCGGGAGCGUGCCUGGGGCCGAGACACAGGCAGCACCGAGGAGAAUACCUACCAUCGCCGCGCGUACCCUGUUCUGGCUAAACACACGCUGAACGAGCGCCGCGUCUUCUUGACCAGAGACGGGCUCUUUGGUGUCUGUGCCAAGAACGUCGAGCCGGGCGACGUGGUCGUCAUUCUAGCGGGAGGCGACAUGCCCUACAUACUGCGCCCUACACCGGCUGCUUCCGAGCCAGACAAGGAGGCCUAUCUUUUCGUUUCGGACGCCUUCGCGUAUGGCGCUAUGGACGGACAGGUUUUCCGCCUCCAUCCAAAUACGGAAUUUCCCAUUGCGUGA